AUGGUGAAAUUCAAAGGACGACUAUCUUUCAAGCAGUAUAUGCCCAACAAACCCAUAAAGUGGGGAGUGAAAGUGUGGGCUUUGUGUGAAAGCACCAGUGGUUACUGCUUGGGUUGGUAUCCCUACACAGGUAAACAAAACGUGACAGGACUAGGACUUGGGUACGAUGUUAUCGACGCCCUCACACAGAACUUUCAUGCAUAUGGACAUCAUUUGUUUUAUGACAAUUUUUAUUCCUCACCUUUUCUCAGUUUGCAAAUGAUGGAUCAUGAUAUUGCAACAUGUGGUACCAUCAGAUCUGACCGCAUUGGAUAUCCAAGAAACUUUACUGACAUUCCCCUGGCUCGUGGUGCAGCCCCUCUGUUCAAGAAGUCAGGGAACCUCAUGGCAUGCACUUGGCAGGAUAAUAAGCGUGUGAAUGUGUUGUCAACAAUCCAUGGCAUUGGAGUGAAUGUCAAUCAGGUCAGGGACAGGAAAGAUGCUACAGGCUUCAGACAAGUACAUAAACCAGUUUGCAUUUCUGAGUACAAUAAGUAUAUGGGGGGCGUUGACCUGAUGGAUCAGCUGCUUCAGUACUAUGAGUUCCCUCAUUGGAGCCACAAGUGGUAUACACCCAUCUACCACCGUAUUCGUGAAGUUGCAGUUGUAAAUGGCUUCAUUCUUUACAAGAAAGUCAAUCCUCAGGGCAAGAUGACACAUUUGAAGUUCAGACAAGGGGUUAUUGAUGGAUUGGUACAAGGUUUGGCUUCAACCCGCAAGCGCCGUGGCCGUCAAAGUCUUGCAGCUGACAGGGAUCUCCGCCUAACGGAGAGACAUUUUGGCUGGACCCCUACCAAGAACUACAAGCCAGACUGCUCUGUCUGUUGUGAUAGAAAGAUAAAGAGGGUGCAAACUUCAGAUGGUUGCAAAAACUGCAACAAGCCUAUGUGUUGGCCAGAAUGCUUUGAGGUCUAUCACACGGUGCAGGACUAUCGACGCGUUGGUAGGACCAUUUCUCAAAGGAAAUAUGACGCCCGGGAUGCUGCAAGGAACCAGCAGUAACAAUGGGAAUAGCUUAUUCUGUUAGUUAGUAACUGGAAAACAGAAUAAGCAUACAAUAAACUGACAAUAACAAGGUGUUGUGUAAAAAGAACUGAACUUUAUUCGAUAACGAGUGGAUAUUACCAUUGUAUUUACGUUUUGGACCACAAGGGGUUAAUUUGGAAUCCUUUUCAAGAAAACCAAGUUUGCAGAUUGAAAGUUUAGGUUAGAACAAACAACUUUUAU
Molecule: messenger RNA, 1266 nt
Organism: Lineus longissimus
Lineage: Eukaryota; Metazoa; Nemertea; Pilidiophora; Heteronemertea; Lineidae
Product: piggyBac transposable element-derived protein 4-like
Exons: 1
Coding region: 1-1041 (346 amino acids)
Source: RefSeq, a predicted model, not a curated record